Molecule: messenger RNA, 999 nt
Organism: Parnassius apollo (apollo)
Lineage: Eukaryota; Metazoa; Arthropoda; Insecta; Lepidoptera; Papilionidae
Source: the annotation of a GenBank genome assembly
AUGUCGGAUGAAGGAUUAAUAGAAUUAGUGAAACGGUACUCAGUGUUAUAUGAUAUGAGUUCAGUUCAUUAUCGUGAUCAUAGUAUUCGAAAUAAUGCUUGGGAAGAAAUUGCAGAACAAUUGCAUACUACAGUGGAGAUUUGCAAAGAUCGAUGGGGAAAAUUGAGAAAUUGUUUUACCAAUGCCCUUAAGAGAUACCAUAAGAAGAGUGGCCAAGCCUCAACUAAAAUUGUACCAUGGAAAUACGAAGCACGGAUGGAAUUUUUAAGGUCUCACCUUGAGGGCAGACCAACGACCACAAACUUGUCUGAUGUAACUGACGAUUCAACACAAGAGUUGCAAUUCUCAAAUGAAACCGAAUCAUCUCGUUUUAAUGCAACUCCUGGUCCAAGCUCUUUUACUGUCAGGACACCGACACCAAGCUCUUCUUCUGUAAGGACUCCGACUCCAACCUCUUCAUCAAAUCGAAAUAAGAAAGGAAAUGAAGACAAUGUUGUGGCAGAGAUGGUUAAUGUUAUUAAAUCUUCUCAAGAAGCGCGACAAAAGAGAAUAUCAGAGAUGGAUUCAACAGAUUAUUUCGUCCUGUCCAUGAGUAAACAAUUAAAAAAAUUACCUGAGAUGGACAAAGUUAAUAUUCAGUUUCAAAUGCAUAAACGUAUACAUGAUGCCGAAAUUAAUAUGUUAAAAACACGCGAACAACUAUUGAGGACGCCGCUACGUGUGAUUCGGAACCAAACAAUACAAUAUCCAAAUACUUCGCAUCUAAAUACAAAAAACACUGUAACAUCAAAAACCCAAUUUUAUGAAACGAAUAAUCAAAAUGUGAGUAACAAUGUAGUACUUUCCGAAACAGCUCGAACAUUGAAUAAUAAUACCAAUUUUUUUGUAACGAAUCAUCAAGAUGUAAGUGACAAUGUAGCACAUUAUGAAGAAGUUGAAAACGAAAGUGACGAAACAAGUCUGAGAGAAGAUUAUAUUAAUUAUAAUAAUAAUGAAUAG